AUGCUUCUGGGGGUUUCGGGCGCGGGACGCUCCAGGUAAUUGGCGAUUAGCGAUUAAAACGAACGAACGUCUUUUUCUCUCUUUCUAUGCUGUUCGGACGGCAUCCUCUCCUUGUUCACUCUUGUCACUGCUCUUUUCUUCACUGUCUCCGGCCGUGUGGACAGAGUAACGUUCGUAUAAAGCGCCUUUUAUCGGCUCACCUUAGAACGAGAGGGGGGAAAAAAGACGAUAAAAAGAGAGCCUCUGUGUAGAUUGGCCGAUUUUAUCUUCUACCUGGCAACGAUGACACUCGGCCGGGUCGUUUUUGAAACUUCUUUUCUCUGGUCGCGAGACCAGCGAGACAGGCGAAACAGGGAGAAUGGCGUCCUUAAUCGUGUGACUCGAGGCAACGAUGAUCACUUUCCGGACGGGAUUCAGAGUCAUUUCUUGCUCGUUCGCCUGGGAAUCUGAACGGUCCGCAAUCCGCGCGAACGAUUACUGGCAUCCGGAUGACCGGAAAUAAAUACCGAACCGAGCGGACACUAAUUUGAUCGUAUUUAGUCUGCGAAGAAGGCUUGUUAAGCCGAAAAUUGGCCGCCCGAUGUCCUCUGCUUUUAAUUGCGCUUUAUGACCGUGGUUAUUAAUUUUCGUAUUGGUUUUUAGAACGGUAUUAAAAUUCUUACGAUAUUGCUUCUCGUAUCGGCUUGUUUCCCGAAAAAGAAAAAAGUGAUAUUUAUUUUUGCAUCAGCGUAACAGCUAAAAAGGUGUUGGAAAAGGGUACUUCUCGGGUAAUAUUCUCUCUGUAGUUUAUAAGAACACUUGGACGGUGCAUAAACUGGAGAGUUAAUUGGCUCGAAGUAAAAACACGUCUUACACUUCGAUAAGUUACUGAGAUCUUGUUAAGAGUUACACAAGAUACUUAUUUUCUCACGGACGAGCUUAAAAAGAUCUUGGCGCUUAUACCAUAUAUCACGCCGUUAUCAAAUUUAUAAGAAUAUCGUGAAUAAAUCGUAAAACAGAAACGUAAUUCCAUGUAUUCAGCAACUUCGAAGAUAAUAAGUAAUCGUUUCUGUAACCAUACGAUUCGAAUUUCCUGGUACAUUUUACCUUAGUCCUGGACUUCGAUAAAGAAAUUACACGCGAUCGUUGUCCUUGUUACAGUAUUAACUGCCGUUAAAUCGUGGUGGAAACCAGGGGACGCUCACGCCUGCUAUUUAUCCAAGGUCUCUCGCGGGAACGCUUUUGUUCGCGGCUUGGUAUCGACGAUCGGAAUUAUAUGGCGAAAACGGCGAGGCCGAGUGAAAUUAAAUGCCGCGCAGCCACUUAAGGACCGACCAUUGUGAUUUGCGAUUUUUACCACGGUAGCGGUCUCUCGAAGCCGGCCAGGUUAAUUUGCCUGCUCGUCGAUAACCGUUAUUUCGGCAUUGCUCGAAAGUGGUUACCCUUGUCCCGAUAUCGGGAUAUUAGGAUUAGUCAUCGUACUAAUCCGUGAUGAGACUGUAUACACGCAAACGAUUGACUUUUAUAAAUAUAUGGGUAACGUUGAUUAUCAUCCUCGAGGACAUCGUUCGUCAAUCUCGAACACUAUAGACAUGAUUUAUACAUUUAAUAGAACUUAGAACUAGCAAAUCAGACUAUUAACAUAUCUAUUUCAACUAAUUUCAACAGGACGUUUCAAAAAAAAAAAAAAGAAAAGAAUAGUACACAGCUUUAGCCAGUUGUUCAUACAAAGUAUAAUAUUUUUUUACAUUGGUUUCAAUUUUUCUUCCCGUUUAUAUUUCAGUUAAGCAAUUGUAAAUGUCUAGCAUUUUAUCAGAUUUUCUUGCAGAAUCCUUAUCACGUUCAUAAUACAGCUAUCAGCAGAUUAAGUAUCUUUACGUCGUCCGAUAUCCAACGACGCAUUCAUUUAUUCAGCGUCGAGAGGGAUGUGUCGCGACGAAAUAACUCGGCGGAGCCUUGACAGCGCGCGAAACAAUCCCACGACAUUAUUUCCUUUGCAGAGCUCCUCGUUUCCAGUUGUUCUCGAGCGGUUGCACGCUGAUGCGCGCGCGCGCGCGCGCGCGCCCACCGCUUCUAUGUACUUGUUACAGUGCUGGCCGCUGUUCUGACUGGUGGGUUCAUCGGCAAUUUGAAUAAUUCUCUCUCGAAAGGAACGGUUUCUCAUCUCGAAUUCGCCUAACGUCCGAUGUUUUUGUUGCACUGGCCAGCUCGCUCGCUAUUUACCUCGGAAUGCGAGUGUUUCUGCUCCACGCCACUUCGUAAAUGUUCCAUUCCCACGGGGAAAAGUCCGCGAAGUGGAUGCUUCUACGUGACAUCUGAUUUUCAUUUACCAUGUAAGCUUUCCUCAAUUCACAGUCUAUCAUCUAACGAACAUUUCAUUUACUUCCUCCGUAUGUCAUUUGUUGAAAUUGAUCUAGCGGAAUUCUAUCCAACAGAGCGACGUAUUAUAUGGAAUAUCGCAGAAUAUCGCAGCCAAAAGGACAGAAGCAAACUGUCGGCUCUCCGAAUCUCUCUGGCGAUCGAAAUAUCGCGUGCAAGAGAGUUUCGAGUCCCUUUGGUUAAAUCGAACCAGAGCGCUGAUCCUCAGGUUCGCGGGACCUGGGAGACCCUCGUCUCCGAUUUUCGAUGAUCUAGAUCUGGGUAGCACCAGGAAGCCAGGACCGAAGGCAAAAUUACCGGUGCCAGUGGAAGGAGGCCUCGUUCGCUCGCCUCGAGAGCUUCCUCGCUUUGAGAAACCUCGUGAUCGUCGAGCAGCUCAAGAUCUCAAGGAUCUCGUAAUGAAAUUAGCUACUCGAGCACUUUUUCCAGAAACCAAGGACUUCCAUUACGCGGAACCUCCUCCAACUCCGAUAGCAUCUCGUUUAUGCGCCUGUUUUAUGUGUUAUACAGCCCGUGGUCCUCUGCAACGUGUACUUGACUACAAUACGUUCACCUGGCCCACUGUCUAUAAACACGAUACGGUGGUCGGUAUGAGAACAUUUUUGCUUGUUGUUAAUGCUUAA
Heterotrigona itama is the source of this 2981-nucleotide messenger RNA. Lineage: Eukaryota; Metazoa; Arthropoda; Insecta; Hymenoptera; Apidae. The record is from the annotation of a GenBank genome assembly.